Messenger RNA from Amoebophrya sp. A120, 475 nucleotides. NCBI's taxonomy places the organism in Eukaryota, Dinophyceae, Syndiniales, Amoebophryaceae. The record is from the annotation of a GenBank genome assembly.
AUGGAAACGCACGUGGAUGAUGACAUUCAGUAUUUCGCGGAUCUGGAUGACGAGGGCAAGCUGCGGUCCCUCGUGACAAGACUACUUUUCCUCACGCCACCAACCGAGCACUGGCCGGAGGAAAAUGAAGACGGGGACGCAACGCCCGUGAUUCACGGAAAAAGAAAAAAGAUGACGGUGCUGACGGAGGACCUCGGUUCCCCGGAUCUGCGGGCGAUGAUAGCUGCGGGGGAGAAAUCCCGCGCGGCGGCAGCAGCAGCAGUGAAGGAAGGUGUGGGGACCACUGGUACAACUGGCGCAGCACCUGCCGUUGUUCCUCUGCCAAAGACAAGCAGCAGUAGCAGCAGCAGCACCGCCAUCAAGCCCCGAGGACCGUAUCACCAACGCGAGUUCGCACAGCCGACUUACUUCGACCAGCCAUUCAAACGGCCGGGACCCGGCCUGCCGAUCGGCACUGCGCCGGGGCAGUCGGUGA